This is a messenger RNA of Cucumis melo (muskmelon), 563 nucleotides long. RefSeq lists its product as uncharacterized. The transcript has 4 exons. Bases 56 to 427 code for a protein of 123 amino acids. The record is from RefSeq and is a predicted model, not a curated record. Lineage: Eukaryota; Viridiplantae; Streptophyta; Magnoliopsida; Cucurbitales; Cucurbitaceae.
UUUUUCAAUUCCGCGGCAUUUUCAUUUCUCAUUUGGUAGUUUGGUACCGCCAGAAAUGUCCCUUCAUCUCAGUUAUCCACUCCCGAUGUUCCCCCGCCGGAAUGGAUUCCCGACAACAUCUCAGUCAUCGCCGCUAAAGUCGAUCGUUUCCUGCUCCGCUACCGCCGGAUGUAAAAGGCAGUAUACAAGUGUGAUGAUAGUCCCGACGGGAGUAGGCGCUGCUAUUGGUGGAUACGCAGGUGACGCUUUGCCGGUUGCUCGUGCCCUCGCCUCCGUCGUUGAUUGCCUUAUAACUCACCCUAACGUGCUUAAUGCAGCAAUGCUUUACUGGCCGAUGCAAAAUGUGCUUUAUGUUGAAGGCUAUGCACUAGAUCGGUUUGCAGAAGGCUCAUGGGCUCUACAACCUGUUCACCAGAAUCGGAGUUGAAUGAAUCAGGUAGGAUUGGUUCUUGAUGCUGGAAUGGAGAAAGAGCUUCGAAUUCGUCACUUGCAAGUGGCUGAUGCUGCUAGAGCUUCCCUUGGAUUGCCUGUGAUGGAAUAUGUUGUCACAGAUACACCUCUAG